Molecule: messenger RNA, 1324 nt
Organism: Notolabrus celidotus (New Zealand spotty)
Lineage: Eukaryota; Metazoa; Chordata; Actinopteri; Labriformes; Labridae
Gene: ncf4
Product: neutrophil cytosolic factor 4
Exons: 10
Coding region: 187-1236 (349 amino acids)
Biological process (GO): superoxide anion generation; respiratory burst; phagocytosis
Cellular component (GO): NADPH oxidase complex
Molecular function (GO): protein binding; phosphatidylinositol binding; superoxide-generating NADPH oxidase activator activity
Source: RefSeq, a predicted model, not a curated record
AGCACCAUCCUCUGGACCUUUUGGGGAACUCUGGCUUCCUGUUGCUUGGUUCCGCACGGUUACGCAUGCACACAGUUUCAGACGCACUUCAGUCUGCUGUUAUUUACCGUGACAGUUCAGGCUUCAACAAACAGAGGUACACUUUAAAGUUUGCUGCUUGCUUACCAUCCACCUGUGAUCCACAUCAUGUCGCUGAUGCAGCAGUUACGAGACGAGAGCGACUUUGAUCAGCUGCCUCACAACAUCCCCAUCUCUGCCACCAUCGCUGAUAUUGAGGAGAAGAAGGGUUUCAUCGACUACUAUAGGUUUGUGAUUGAGGUCAAGACUAAAGGCGGGAGUAAAUAUCUCAUCUACAGGCGCUACAGAGAGUUUUUCAACCUCCAUCAGAUCCUUGAGUUCAAAUACUCGCCUGAAGACCCUGACAAACCUGGUCCCAACACCUGCAUCCUGCCCUCUCUUCCAGGAAAGGUCUUCAUUGGCAACAAGCGUGAGAUUGCAGAGAGCAGGAUCCCUGAACUCAACAUGUACAUGAAGGGGUUGCUGGGUCAGCCAAUAUGGUUUCUGCUGGAUGAGGCUCUCAGGAUGUUUUUCUACCAGACGGACUUGGACAGUGAGCAACAGCCAAGAGCCCUCAGGCGUCUCCGCCCACCUACCCGAAAAGUGAAGACAGUCAAACCAAAGAUGGACCUCUUCUCCUCGCCCAGGGCCGAGGUGAUGUUUGACUUUCGCGGCAACGGCAAGGCGGAGUUGAACCUGAAGAGGGGAGAGGUGAUCUUCCUGCUGCAACGAGUCAAUGCCGACUGGCUGGAGGGCACACUGAACAACCAAACGGGCAUUUUCCCACAAUCCUUUGUGAAGAUCAUUAAGCCCCUCCCAGAGAGUGACUCAGAAGGGGAGGGUGGAGGCCCCGCCUACAGCUGCCUACGCUGCUUGCUGUUGACCCCCUCUGGAGUUCAAACCAGAGACGUGUGUGUACAAGAGGACCUCACCAUCCAGCCGACGUACAAGGACCUCAUGUCUCGUAUGAGGAACGUCUUCAAGGAGGAUGACAUCGCCCUGAACUACCGCGACCCCGAGGGCGACCUCAUCCGAAUCCUGGACGACGAGGACGUCCAGCUGAUGAUCAAGGAAGGCAGAGGUCAGCAGGGCAAAAUCAAGAGACCUGUCAAUCAGUUUCCAUGGGAACUGUACGUGACCCUGGUCUCUGACCUCUCUGUUUACAGCAGUGAGGCCUGAGAGACGGGGAGAAUAUGUUUCAGAUAUCAUUUAUCAUUUCUGUGGCUUUUACAUUUCACUUAAUAAUAAAGCAAUUUAAUAGAUCAUC